Molecule: messenger RNA, 3023 nt
Organism: Theobroma cacao (cacao)
Lineage: Eukaryota; Viridiplantae; Streptophyta; Magnoliopsida; Malvales; Malvaceae
Cellular component (GO): nuclear pore
Source: RefSeq, a predicted model, not a curated record
UCCCGCACUUCCGACUCCACUCAGAACCAGCGCCACAGAGAUAAAAACUUGUUCCUUUGAUUUGCACGAGACUCGAAGCCCGGAAAUUAGAAAAGGUUAAAAUCCCCAUUGGAUAGAGUGGUUGUGUGUCCGAAACUUACUUUUACUCCGUCUUCGAAGAAUCCAAGACAAAGCUUUGGAUUUGAUACACUCAACUGAGUAAAGGGCCAGGAGAAGAUCGUUCUGCUGUCAAGUGAGGAGUAGGUCACCUAAUGCUAAUUAAAAAGUGAAUCAACUUAAGUAUGAAAGAGACUGGCAAGAGAAGAAAUUCAGCUAAUGUCCAAUCGAAGCGCUCUGGAAGAACUGAAAGGAAAAAUAAUAAGCCACAUCAAGAGGCUGGUAGCAAAACUUUGAAUGUGAAAGAAACUGAAUCCAAAGCUUUGAAAGCUAGACCAGACAAUAGUUCCUUAGUAAGUGAUUCAAAUGCAGGCUCUGAGCCCUCUGAAGUUUAUGAAAACGUGGUUAUACAUUAUGUGGAUGAUGUUAACAGGUCUGAAGAAAUAUCUCGAGAUUCAAAAACUAAUGCAACGACCAAUAAAGUAAAAAAGGAUGAGAUUUUAGAUGAUCGCUCCAGUGACAUGGAGGGAGAAACAAGUCAGGGAAAGGAAGGAGAAUCAGAUUCUGAGACAAUAAAAGAUUCAGUAUCAUCUCAAGGAGAUCCCUGGACAGCUGAGGAUGAGAAAGGAGAGAGUGUUUCUGGAGUUCCAAAAGUUGUCUCCAAUGGCAACCUCUCAGAUAGCUCUUCUCGUGGAUCCAGAAUGGGAUCUGAGCCUGAAACGAAUAAAUUACGCUCAAAGGCAUUGAAUAAUACUUCUAAGAAAUCUGAAAAAUCUAAUGGAGGGCCUACUAAGGAUGCUACCAAGAGUUCUUUAGAAAAAAAUUCCAAAACCUUGAAAGUUUCUGGUAAACCUUCAUCAGAGUCUUCAGAAAUAUCUAAUGACAAGCAUGCUGAAGAGGUAAAAGAAAUUGAUGUUUUGGAUGAGACAUCAAAUGGCACUCAAAGUUUCGGAAGUGAAAGUGAACCUGUUGAUGCUGAAGACAAAUUUCAAGUUGAAGAUGAGUCAGCUUUAAAUGAAAAGAUAGAAGAGAUGGAGACAAGAAUUGAGAAACUUGAAGCAGAGCUGAGAGAAGUAGCUGCCCUGGAAAUUUCUCUUUACUCUGUUGUACCAGAGCAUGGGAGCUCAACACAUAAAGUGCACACACCUGCUCGACGCCUUUCUAGACUCUACAUACAUGCUUGCAAGCAUUGGACCCAAAACAAGCGAGCCACAAUUGCUAAAAACUCAGUGUCUGGGCUUAUUUUGAUUGCUAAAUCUUGUGGUAAUGAUGUUUCGAGGUUAACCUUCUGGUUAUCAAACACCAUAGUGCUGAGGGAGAUCAUUUCUCUGGCAUUUGGCAACUCAUGCAACUCAAGUCCACUUACACGGCUUCCUGAGUCAAACGGCAGUAACAAACGGAGUGAAGUAAAGCCUCCAACUCUAAAAUGGAAAGGUGGUGCUGGUAGUAAACACGUAAAUGGUUUUGUGCAGCUUGUUGAUGAUUGGCAAGAAACAGGAACCUUCACAUCUGCACUGGAAAAAGUGGAAUCUUGGAUAUUUUCUCGAAUAGUCGAGUCAGUAUGGUGGCAGGCUCUUACUCCGCAUAUGCAAGCUCUUCAUGAUGGUUCAUCUGCUAGCAGAACAGUUGGAAAGUUAUUGGGGCCAGCCUUGGGUGACCAACAGCAAGGAAGUCUUUCUAUCAACCUGUGGAAAAAUGCUUUCCAAGAUGCUUUUCAUCGACUUUGUCCUGUUAGAGCAGAAGCACAUGAGUGUGGUUGCUUGCCAGUCAUCGCAAGAAUGGUUAUGGAACAGUGUAUUGCAAGACUAGAUGUUGCAAUGUUCAAUGCUAUUCUGAGAGAGUCAGCCCAUGAGAUCCCAACAGAUCCUGUGUCUGAUCCUAUUGUAGAUUCAAAGGUUCUGCCUAUUCCAGCUGGAGAUCUUAGCUUUGGAUCUGGUGCACAGCUGAAAAAUUCUGUUGGUAAUUGGUCAAGAUGGCUGACUGAUAUGUUUGGCAUGGAUAGUGAUGAUGCUUUAAAAGAAGACCAGCCUAACAGUCAAGAUGAUUUCAAACAAAAUGGAGAUGGAGAAUCUAAAUCCUUCCUUUUCCUUAAUGCCCUGAGUGAUCUUCUAAUGCUUCCAAAGGACAUGCUAAUGGACCGUUCAAUCAGAAAUGAGGUGUGCCCAUCAAUAGGUCUUCCGUUGGUGAAACGCAUUCUUUGCAACUUCACUCCAGAUGAAUUUUGUCCUGAUCCUGUUCCAGGAGCUGUAUUGGAAGCCCUGAAUGCUGAGAGUAUUGUUGAGCGGAGAUUAUCAGGGGAUUCAGCGAGGAGUUUCCCUUAUACAGCUGCCUCAGUUGUGUACACUUCUCCGUCCUCGGCAGAUGUGGCAGAAAAAGUUGCAAAGGCAGGAGGGAAGUCGCAGCUGUCAAGGAAUGCAUCAGUGGUACAGAGGAAAGGAUAUACCAGUGAUGAGGAACUGGAGGAAUUGGAUUCUCCACUUGCAUCAAUAAUAGACAAAUUGCCAUUAUCUCCAACAAUGGUUGGCAACGGAAGAGUAAAUGGAAAACAUGAGCAUGAAGGCUAUGGAGCUGCAAAUGCAAGAUAUGAACUCCUGCGUGAGGUAUGGUCUGCGUGAGGGUUUAAGUUAGUUCUUUGUGUAUAUCUCUCGUGUUUUGUAGGUGAGGAAAACAAAGAAAAAAAAAAUCAGGGGAGAAAAGUGUUUAGAUGAUUCAAAGUUUUAGAAUUAUUAAGCAUGGCCUAAUGGCUUGAAUGUAUAGUUGGAAGAAGUCGCUUUGCCUUUUGCUGAUUAAAAUCAACUGCAAUAUGAUUUCAUUAUAUAGAAUAAAUAGCUUUUUCUUUUUAUUAUUUUCCCUGAAUAUUUAUUGUUCAGUGUAUAAUCCAGUCAUUGGAAGGAUGAAUACAGAAGUGUCAACCUUUUUUCCUCCCA